CAGCUACCAAAGGAUCUCCCACUUUGAUUGUCCUGGAUCAAAGUUUGCAAAAAGCUGCUAGAUAUGUGUAUAUAUUAUUGUGGAUCUGGGUGAUUCUGUCCAGGCUCGGCUGAAAUCCACACAUGCCUGUGUGGCAACUUCACGUGAUCGCCGUGCUAGACUGCGGCUCAAACUGGGCCUUGGGUGUCUGUGCGGAAAAAGCGUCCGCGGUGCGCAUGUUGGCGCCUUCAGUGGUAGGCGGAGCUUAAAGCUCCAGGGUUAGUGAAACCAUGGCGGCUCGUGUGCCUUCAAGCCAUGGAAGUCUUGAUGGUGGCGAUGUUCCGGCUGAGACCGGACCGGAUGCCCGUGAUGAUGGCAGAGCCGGACGUUCCGACGAAGAUGCCGAUGGGUUUGAUAGCGAGGAGUUUCGUGAAUGGCUCCAAGAAAGGGCCAGUCGACGACGUGCAGAAGGUGGUCGGAGUCGUCGUGAAGGACGAGGUCGACGAGGAGAAGAUGAGAGCGAAGAGGAACGUGGCCCUGGAGGUAAGGGGCUGGGUGCCGGCUUGCCGCCGGAAUGGGAUAGCACCAGCAACUUUCAGGACUGGGCUAUCAAGGCUAGGCUUUGGCUGGCCACCACUCGGGCCAAAGGUCACACCCAAGGCCCAUUGAUGUUACAACGCCUGAGUGGGCAAGCCUUUCAAAGCUUCAAACAUUGGGCAAAGGACACGGAGUGGCUGAAGGACCCUCAAGGUGGACAUCGACUUCUGGCUGCAAUGGACACUCCAGAAUACUUUGGAGAGGACACUGAGGAGGAGCUCCUUUCGUCUUUGUCAAAACUGACAUACCACCUGAGGCGAGGCAAGGAUGAGACCUGCCGACAGUUCUUCACUCGGUGGGAUGAUGCAGUUAGAAAGAUUGGAGAGCACCGGGUGACUUUGCCUGAUCGGUAUCUGGGCUUUUUGCUGAUCAACGCCCUGGGCCUGAGUGAACAGGACACGAAGGCACUGAUGGCCUUCAGUCGUGGUUCAAUCCUGGUGAAGGACGUGAAGGAAUGGUGCCGCAAACAUGAGAUGAAACUUCAGGCCAGGGACGUGGGCACCGAGCGAAAGGGGAAUGCCAAGACCUUCCAAACCUUGGCAACGACCACCAUCGAGCCGGACGAGGAAGACGAGCUGUGCGCCAUGGAGGAGAUCUAUCGCGAACUACAUCCUGAAGAUCUUGGCGAAGGAGAAUCGGAGCUGGGCGUGGAGGACUUCGAGGACGUCUUGGAAGAGCACGAGGCCAAGGAGAUUUUGAAUACCAUGGUGACGCAGAAAAAGAAAACCUUCAUGCAAAGCCUGAAGACGAAACGAGCCAAGGCAUUGGCGCGUGGGUAUGGCCAAUGGAAAGACAAAGGUGGCUCGAACACUUCGAGAUCUCAGAGCUCUAUGGGAACUUCGGGCUAUGUGAAGGGCGGAUACUACAGGAUGACCUUGAGUGAAGCCAAGGCCAAGUCAAAAUGCUCCAAAUGUGGCCAGGUUGGACACUGGCACCGUGAUCCUGAGUGUCCUCGAAAUGGUGGACGACCGCCGACUUCGAACUCCAAGGAGGUGAACUUCAUGGAGGCCAAGACGAACCUGACCACUGACGAGGCCAUUUUCUGUGGCCAUCUUGAACCAGUGGAUCUGGAUCAUGCUCCUGCUGAAAGUGGGACGCCUGAGAAGAACCGUUUCCGAUUUUCUGGAAUGAGGCUGUUAAGGGAUCUCAAUGGAACCCUGUUGAAACCCCAGAAGAACUUUGUGCAACGAUUGACCAAGUGGGGCACUCCGAGUUCCGUUAGGUUUUUGCUCAAGCCACCUCCGUGCCCCCGUUCGCUGACCCUCCACCGGUCGAGAGUCCACAUGCUUCCGACGUCAGCCAUGGAUGCCCGCGGCAAUGCCAAGAGGUCUCGGACGGCGAACGAUGCCGCCGCCGAGCCACUGACUGCGUGGCAGCGCAUUGUGAUGAAGGUGCUCUUCGUGGUGGCCAAGAUGACCGAGCUGAUGGUGCGACUGGCGGGAAUGGCACGACCCAAGCCGGUGCAGCCAUUUUCGGCAUUUCCUCAAGUACCAGGGGUUUACCUGACCGGCACCUUGUUGGAGAUUGCGGAGGAGCAGGAGGAGCUGGAGAGUUGGGAUGGGAUCUCACUUGCCGGGGCCGAGACAGAGAACUUCAUCCCUCAGCAGCACUACACAAUCAACUACCGGGCUCCAGUAUCUCCGGGAUCCAGCAUGAACGGGUCCCAGGUGUCCGAGGUGACUCAGGGGAACUAUGUGACGGACGAGGACAUGCAGAUCUUAGGGCCACCACCGAUGUGCCAGCACAACAUCCCCAGCAGGGUGUUCAUCUCUCGGAAGGAGGGACCCAAUCACAGCCGGCUGUUCUGGCGAUGCAGUCAGCCGAGACACCUCCAGUGUCCCUUCUUCGCGUGGACCAUCUACCAGCCGUACUGGGCCGAGGAGAAGUACCAGCCGCCACCUCGCGGGGGACCGAUGACGAGCUCACCAACGCUGCGGGGAAGCAAGGCUACAUCAUUGAGGAGCACCAGACCGGGGACACCAGCUAUGUCGACUCCGAGCUCACCAACCACUCUGACUGGCAGCGAGGUCCAUUCCCGAUGCCUUCAUCGCCGAGUGACCCGUCAGGGGACCAAUGGAAUCAGCUACCAGGAGAGGUGUGCCGACUGUGGGAAGCUUCUGAAGAAGGAGCCACGGAAUUCCGACAGCGAGAGCAGCAAGGGCAACAUCAAGAAGGAGAGUGGAGGGAGCCGACCCCGCAUGACCAAGGAGACCCUGGACGAGUUCCAAGAGUUCCAGGAGUUCCGCAAGUGGAAACAGUCCAAGAAACCGGACAAGAAGGGGGACGAGAGCGACUGA
Cladocopium goreaui is the source of this 2873-nucleotide messenger RNA. The record is from the annotation of a GenBank genome assembly. Lineage: Eukaryota; Dinophyceae; Suessiales; Symbiodiniaceae.